This is a messenger RNA of Apus apus (common swift), 3293 nucleotides long. RefSeq names its product zinc finger MIZ-type containing 2 (gene ZMIZ2). The transcript is spliced from 17 exons. NCBI's taxonomy places the organism in Eukaryota, Metazoa, Chordata, Aves, Apodiformes, Apodidae. Gene Ontology annotation, molecular function: zinc ion binding; SUMO ligase activity. The coding region runs from base 82 to 2865 and encodes 927 amino acids. Gene Ontology annotation, biological process: protein sumoylation; regulation of transcription by RNA polymerase II. The record is from RefSeq and is a predicted model, not a curated record.
CUCCAGGGACGGUGACAGUACCACCGUCCCGCAGCGCCCGCAGCGGCCCUGGAGGAACCGACCCGUGCCCACCCGCCACCGAUGACCUCCAUGAACCCCAUGAAACCCACCCUGCCUCCCGCGCCCCACGGUGAUGGUUCAUUUGCAUACGAGGCUGUUCCUUGGCAACCAAGCACCAAUCAGCCGGCGGGAUCCCUCUCCGUGGUAACCACCGUCUGGGGGGUCAGCAACACCUCCCAGAGCCAGGUUUUUGGAAGCCCCAUGGGACCUGGAGGGAGCAGCUCCAGCACCCCGCUGCUGCCUGGUAUGGCCAGCACCGGCUCAGGCAUGAGCUCGCCACCGUUCCUGCCACAGCAACCCUUCGCUGAGGGGGCUCCUGGGAAGGGCUACGUGCAGCCAGGUGUCUAUGGCCGCAGCACCUACUCUAGUGGGCCAGGUUUUGCCCCCAGCUACGCCGGCAGCCCUGGUGGCCCUAGUGGAAUGGGGCUCCCCUCACACGCCAGCCGGCCUGCUGCUGACUUCACCCAGGCAGCUGCCGCCGCUGCCGUGGCUGCUGCUGCUGCCACAGCCACGGCCACAGCCACAGCGACGGUGGCAGCACUGCAGGAGAAGCAGAGCCAGGAGCUGAGCCAGUUUGGUGCGGUAAGAGCCUGGCGACGGGUGGCAGAGCUGGGAAGCCAGCAGCUGCCCCUGCCCCGCCAUGACCCCCCUCUUUCCAUGCUGCAGAUGGGCACAGGGCAGCCCUUCAGCAGCCAGUUCCUGCCCCAUGCUGGCCCCCGUGGCCCCUCUGCCAUGAGCCCUGCUGGCAUGGCAGGUGUCAUGGCUCCCUCCAGUGUCUCCCCUAUGAGCAUGAGUCCUGUGCGGGCCCCUGGCACCAGCCACCUGUAUGGUGGGCAGCGGGUGCCCCAGCACGCCUACCCCGGUCCCCCCCUAAGCCAGCAGCUCCCCCGCCAGAGCCUGAAGCGUGCGUACUCCAGCGAGGGAUACCCGGCACAGCAGUACCUUCAGGGCGGGCAGUAUGCUGCAGCUGGUGCCCAGUACACUGCCAGUACCCCUCAGCCCUCCGCUCCGUCCCCUUCUUACCCCGGCCACAGGCUGCAGCAAGGCAUGGGCCAGUACCUCUCUGCCUCAGGCAACACUGGACCCUAUUACAAGCCAGCUGAGCAGUUCAACGGGCAGAACACCAGCUUCAGCACCUACAGCCAGGCAGCUGUCAGCGGGGCGGGCCGGGCGCUGCCGGGCUACUCCAGCUCGCCGCUGGCUGGGAACCCCACGCCGCCCAUGACGCCGGGCAGCAGCCUUCCCCCAUACGCCACCUCGGGUCAGGACGUCAAGUCACCGUUCCUGCCGGACAUCAAACCCAGCAUCACCUCCUUGCACCCAUCCCCCCCAGCAGGGCCGGCCCCGGGGGAGGAGCUGCGACUGACCUUCCCGGUGCGGGAUGGGGUGGUUCUGGAGCCCUUCCGCCUGCAGCACAACCUGGCUGUCAGCAACCACGUCUUCCAGCUGCGUGACUCCGUCUACAAGACCCUGAUGAUGAGGCCCGACCUGGAGCUGCAGUUCAAGUGCUACCACCACGAGGACCGGCAGAUGAACACCAACUGGCCGGCCUCUGUGCAGGUCAGUGUCAAUGCCACGCCACUCACCAUCGAGCGUGGUGACAACAAGACCUCCCACAAGCCACUCUAUUUGAAGCAUGUCUGCCAGCCCGGCAGGAACACCAUUCAGAUCACCGUCACUGCCUGCUGCUGUUCCCAUCUCUUUGUCCUGCAGCUGGUGCACCGGCCCUCGGUGCGCUCAGUGCUGCAGGGACUCAUCAAGAAGCGCCUGCUCCCUGCUGAGCACUGCAUCACCAAAAUCAAGCGCAACUUCAAUAGUGGGACCAUCCCAGGGACGCCGGGGCCCAACGGCGAGGAUGGUGUGGAGCAGACGGCUAUCAAGGUGUCCCUCAAGUGUCCCAUCACCUUCCGGAGGAUCCAGCUCCCAGCUAGGGGCCACGACUGCCGGCAUAUACAGUGCUUCGAUCUUGAGUCCUACCUGCAGCUCAACUGUGAGAGGGGGACGUGGCGGUGCCCUGUCUGCAAUAAGACAGCCCUGCUGGAGGGACUGGAGGUGGACCAGUACAUGCUGGGCAUCUUGAUCUACAUCCAGAACUCGGAGCACGAGGAGAUCACCAUAGACCCGACCUGCAGCUGGAAACCCGUCCCAGUCAAACCUGACCUCCAUGUCAAGGAGGAGCCAGAGGGGCCAGUGCUGAAGCGUUGCCGGACCCUCAGUCCCACACACAUGGUGCUGCCCAACAUCAUGGAGAUGAUCGCAGCCCUGGGGCCCAGCUCGGUGCCAUUCCCAGCGCUGCCACCACCCCCAGUGGCUGCUCCCUCCGACUACGGCUCUGCGGGUUCCAGCUUUCCAGCCCCUGGGGGCUUCCCCGAGCCAUUCCCCACCCCUGGAGCUCCCGGGUCAACUACGCUAAGCGACUUUGCACCAGGUCCCCCCCCCAUCUCCUACCAGUCUGACAUCCCCGGCAGCCUCCUGGCCCCCGAGAAGCCCCCACUCCCCGCACAGCUGCCACCGCCAGGGCGGAUGGAGCCAUCCCACCCCUCGGUGCAGCCAGGACUGCACAACCCCCCUCCGGCACAGCCUCUGCACCACCGGAGCGCGUCCACACGGCCCCCUCUGGGUCCCUCUGGCCCAGCCCAUGCUGCUGAACUCCCCUUCCCUGGCACUACAGGCGAUGGGCCAGAACCCACCCUCGAUCUCCUGCCCGAGCUGACAAACCCCGACGAGCUCCUCUCCUACCUGGGCCCCCCUGACCUCCCUAGCAGCAGCAACGAUGACCUCCUCUCCCUCUUUGAGAGCAACUGAGCCACCCUCGCCUCCCCACCACCCCCCGCCGUGGGGCUGGAGGGGGCAGUGUGGGCAUACCUCUGCCCACCACAGAGCUGGAACCCCCCCUCAAACAAGGGGCCUUCCCCAGAGGGGAAGCCAUGGGACAGACAGGUGGACGGGCUCAGCUCUGCCCCCCUAGAAGCACAAGGCUGUACAUACUGUAGAAACACUACUGCUCUCCAUGCCCCCCUCCCCCCCCCCUCCCCCGUAUUUAAAGGCAAGUACGUUGCUGUGGGGCUGGCCCGCACCCGUGUCCAUGCGUACACACUGCUGCUUCCCCGUGACACACACACCCAGCUGGGGAGUGUGGAGCUCAGCCCCUCAAUGCCCCAUGCUGCUCCUCCCAUCCCCCCCAGCUCCCUGUGCUAUCUCCUUUUCCCUGGCUAUUAAAGGAUUUCAUUUCA